This is a messenger RNA of Fusarium keratoplasticum, 1281 nucleotides long. Its product is annotated as Fumarylacetoacetase. Gene Ontology annotation, molecular function: fumarylacetoacetase activity. The transcript is spliced from 2 exons. Bases 1 to 1281 code for a protein of 426 amino acids. Gene Ontology annotation, biological process: L-phenylalanine catabolic process; L-tyrosine catabolic process; homogentisate catabolic process. NCBI's taxonomy places the organism in Eukaryota, Fungi, Ascomycota, Sordariomycetes, Hypocreales, Nectriaceae. The record is from RefSeq and is a predicted model, not a curated record.
AUGUCGUGGCUAUCGAUUCCUUCGGGCUCUCACUUCUCAAUCGCCAACAUCCCCUUUGGCGUCAUCUCCACCUCUUCAAACGCAUCCCCAAGACCAGCCAUUGCGAUCGGUGAUCAUGUUCUAGAUCUUGAUGCUUUUGCCCGCGGGGGAGGCUUUGAGGGAAGCUCAGACAUUCAGAAGCACGUCGACGUCUUCUCGCAACCUGCCCUCAAUGCCUUUGCCGCCCUAGGUCGCCCGUUUCAUCGCGCUGUUCGCAGCUACCUCCAGGAAGUCUUUGCCAAGGAUAGCAAGCAUGCGGCAGUGUUGAAGGACAACCAGAAGCUUCAAGAUGCAUCUCUCUUGAAGCGAUCAGAUGUGACGAACCAUUUGCCGCUCACGAUUGGUGACUACACCGACUUCUAUGCUGGCAAGAACCACGCCUACAAUGUCGGCGUUCUCUUCCGUGGACCUGCCAACGCCCUUCAGCCUAACUAUACGCAUCUCCCCGUCGCUUAUCACGGAAGAGCCAGCAGCGUGGUUCCAUCCGGUACACCAAUUCGACGACCAUGGGGUCAAAUCCUUCGAGCCGGUAACAAGACCCCCGAUCUCGCCCCUUGCGAGAGGCUCGAUCUUGAGCUGGAGAUGGGCAUGUUCAUCUGCCGCGAGAACACACUCGGAAGCCCUGUUCCUGUCGAUGAGGCUGAAGAGCACAUCUUUGGUUACGUGCUCAUGAAUGACUGGAGUGCACGAGACAUUCAGGCCUGGGAGUAUGUGCCGCUUGGCCCCUUUACCGCCAAGAACCUGGGUACGAGCAUCAGUCCUUGGGUUGUGUUGGCCGAUGCUCUUGAGGGAGCCAAGGGACCUGGCAUCAAGAACGACAACGAGCUUCUGCCUUACCUGAAGCAAAAGGUGCAGGACAAUGUGCUGGGCAUUGAUCUUGAGGUGGAUCUUAUUACUGCCGCCGGAAACAAGACGACAAUCAGCCGAACCAACUCCAAGAACCUCCUCUGGUCAUGGCCACAGAUGAUCGCCCACCACACCAUCACCGGCUGCAACCUCCGACCAGGUGACUUGUUCGGCUCAGGCACAAUCUCUGGUACCGAGUCUGGCACUGAAGGAAGCAUCCUGGAACAGACCCAGGGCGGCAAGGUUCCUAUUCAACUCAGCGGUGGCGAAGAACGCAAGUUCUUGCAAGAUGGUGAUACCUUGGUCAUUCGAGGUUCCUUUGGAAGUGGUGAUUCCGUGGUAGGAUUCGGCGAGGUUUCUGGCACUGUUCAGCCUCCACUGCCUUUGUUCAAGUAA